Messenger RNA from Chondrus crispus (carragheen), 1119 nucleotides. Its product is annotated as dTDP-glucose 4,6-dehydratase. The coding region runs from base 1 to 1119 and encodes 372 amino acids. Gene Ontology annotation, biological process: nucleotide-sugar metabolic process. Gene Ontology annotation, molecular function: dTDP-glucose 4,6-dehydratase activity. The transcript has a single exon. The record is from RefSeq and is a predicted model, not a curated record. Lineage: Eukaryota; Rhodophyta; Florideophyceae; Gigartinales; Gigartinaceae.
AUGACGUCUGACACCAGCCCCUCGUCAGCCACCGCAACCACCAACUCCUCUUCCCCACACUUUGUCCCCCGUUCUAUCCUUCUCACAGGCGGUGCAGGCUUCAUCGGGUCCCACGUCGUCGACCUACUCAUCUCCCGCUAUCCUGAAUACCACAUCGUUGUUAUCGACAAGCUUGACUACUGCGCCGCCGUUGAUAACAUAUCACCCCUUUUCGGUCGGACAAACCUCCGAUGGUGUCGCGGUGACAUCCGCUCCAAAUGCCUCGUCGAUUACCUGCUCCGCUCAGAGAAUAUCGACACUAUCAUGCACUUUGCCGCCAGCACCCAUGUUGACAAUUCGUUCCAUUCCUCAAUUUCCUUCACGUCCAAUAAUGUCGUCGGCACCCACGUGCUGCUCGAGGCCGCAAGGGACUACGGUGGUGUUAAGCGCUUUAUUCAUGUUUCUACGGAUGAGGUCUACGGCGGUGAAACAGAUUUUGAAAAGGAGGAAUCUAUGCUCUCACCGACCAAUCCUUACGCGUGUACGAAGGCCGCUGCGGAACUUAUCUGUCGCGGCUAUGCAAAAUCCUUUGGCAUGCCUAUUAUCAUUACCAGAGGGAACAACGUGUACGGCCCGCGCCAGUAUCCGGACAAGCUCAUCGCGAAGACAUGCUGUUUACUUUCGAGGAAAAAGAAGGCCUUCAUUCAUGGAGAUGGCUCGCACUCGAGGAAUUAUGUCUAUGUCACAGACAUAGCUGAGGCCUUUUCAAUUAUCCUUCACAAGGGCAAAGUCGGCAGCGUUUACAAUGUCGGUUCAGACGAUGAAAAGACCAACUUGCAGGUUGUGCGCGAUUGCAUCCAAGCGAGCGACAUGAGUGAUCCAGAGAAUCUCAACGCCUGGAUUUCGUUUGUAAAGGACAGAGAAGUCAAUGAUGCACAUUAUCGCAUUGACUCAACCAAGCUCUUGCACCUUGGAUGGGAGAUCAGAACGCCAUGGAGAGAUGGGAUUCGGAAGACGGUCCAGUGGUAUGCUGAUGAAGACAACCUCAAAAGAUGGCCUGAUUUUAUGCGAGGACUGGUUCCUCAUCCCACUCUAGACGCUGCAUCGGUAGACGAUAUGAGCGGCAUGAUCAAUUUCUAG